AUGGCGACGGAGACGGGCCCCGCCGCAGCCGCCGCGCCGCGCCUCCUCCUGGGCCCGCCCCUUGUCCGCGCCGCGCGGCCCUCGCCCGCAGACGACGCCCCGGAGUCGCACCCGUUCCUGGACCUCCUCGACGCGGCCUUCAACGCGCCGUCCGCGGCCGAGGCCAAGGCGGCGCUGGUCCCGCGGCGGGCGCGCACGGAGAACUGCAACGCCACGUACGCCAACUCGGGCGACCCCUGCGUCGACUUCUUCUUCCACGUUGUCCCGUCCACGCCCGCGGAGCGCGUGCGCGAGCUCCUCGCCGCCGCCUGGGCCCGCGACCCGCUCACGGCGCUCAAGCUCGCCUGCAACCUCCGCGGCGUGCGCGGCACCGGCAAGUCGGACAGGGAGGGCUUCUACGCCGCCGCGCUCUGGAUGCACGACCACCACCCGCGCACGCUCGCCUGCAACGUCGCCGCGCUCGCCGAGUUCGGCUACCUCAAGGACUUCCCCGAGCUGCUCUUCCGCCUCGUCCGCGGCCAGGACGUGCGCAAGGUCGCCAAGGAGGGCGCCGCCGCCGACAAGGCGCGCAGGGAGGGCAAGCAGCUCGCCGAGCAGCGGGUCGGCCUCCGCGCCAGGCUCGUCGGCCGCAAGCGCGCCCGCGAGGCCGCUACCAGGUCCGUCACGGAGGUGCCGGCCGUGGCGGAGCAGAAGCCGGAGGCCAUGGAGGUCGAUCAGAAGGCCGCCAAGCGGGGCGUGCCGAAGAAGGUCCGCACCAUGGCCAAGCUCGCCGUGCAGUCGCUCGAGACCUACUACGGGGACCGCGCGUACCGCUUCCUGUUCGACGCCGUGGCCGACUUCUUCGCCGCCCUGCUCGCCUCCGACAUGAAGCAGAUGGCCCUCGGCGGCAAGAAGAGGAAGAUCGGGCUCGCCGCCAAGUGGUGCCCCACGCCGGGCUCGUCCUUCGACCGCGCCACGCUGCUCUGCGAGGCCAUCGCCUGCCGCCUCUUCCCGCGCGACUCCGACCCCGAGUACGCCGAGCUCUCCGACGAGCACUACAGCUACCGCGUCCUCCGCCGCCUCCGCCGCGACGUCCUGGUGCCCAUCCGCAAGGCCCUGGAGCUCCCGGAGGUCUACAUGUGCGCGCAGCGGUGGGACGAGCUGCCCUACGCCCGCGUGGCCUCGGUGGCCAUGCGGCGCUACAAGGCCCUGUUCCAGAAGCACGACGAGGAGCGCUUCGCCAAGUACCUCGAGGACGUGGAGGCCGGCAAGGCCAAGAUCGCGGCGGGCGCGGUGCUGCCGCACGAGAUCGCCGCCGCGGCCUACCGCGGCGAGGAGGACGAGGUGGCGGAGCUGCAGUGGCGCCGCAUGGUGGACGACCUCCGCGCCAAGGGCUCCCUCCGCAACUGCAUCUCCAUCUGUGACGUGUCCGGGAGCAUGGAGGGCACCCCCAUGGAGGUGGCCAUCGCGCUGGGCGUGCUCACCUCGGAGCUCAGCGAGGAGCCGUGGGCGGGCAAGGUGAUCACCUUCCACACCAGGCCGUCCAUCCACGUGAUCAAGGGCGAGACGCUGCGCGAGAAGAUGCGGUUCGUGGCCAAGCUCGAGUGGCACGGGAGCACCAACUUCCAGGGCGUGUUCGACCGCAUCCUCGCCACGGCCAGGGAGGCCCAGCUGCCGCCGGAGAAGAUGAUCCGCACCGUCUUCGUGUACAGCGACAUGGAGUUCGGCGAGGCGUGCGGGCGGGGCGUCUACAACGGCAUGCCCUACGGCGAGGGGUCGUGGGACACGGACUACGCCGCCAUCUGCCGCAAGUUCAGGGACGCCGGCUACGGCGACUCGGUGCCCCAGGUGGUGUUCUGGAACCUGCGCGACUCCAAGUCGACGCCCGUCACGUCCACCCAGCCCGGCGCCGCCAUGGUGAGCGGCUUCUCCAAGAACGUGCUCAAGAUCUUCCUGCAGAACGACGGCGUGGUGAACCCCGAGGCCAUCAUGAGCCAGGCCAUCGCCGGCGACGAGUACCAGAAGCUUCAAAUCUACGAUUGAUCAGUUUGUUGUUAGAUCGAUCCCUUGCUUAGUUCGUUCGUGUUCGUGUCGAUUCUCUAGUAGAGGAGCUCGUUAUUGGUUAGUUGGCUUCUUUUCUGAAUUGCGAACUGCUUCUCUGAACUCGGUGGUGAAUGCAAUGCAGUGAUUCAGAUUUCGUAGGAUUUGAUUUCCAUUUCAAUUUCGAUUCGAUUCUAUAUACAGCCUGACGUUAAAUUGCUGUUUGAAACCCUGAAAGCCUCUUGUCUGAAUUC
Molecule: messenger RNA, 2273 nt
Organism: Triticum dicoccoides
Lineage: Eukaryota; Viridiplantae; Streptophyta; Magnoliopsida; Poales; Poaceae
Exons: 1
Coding region: 1-2022 (673 amino acids)
Source: RefSeq, a predicted model, not a curated record